Lotus japonicus is the source of this 659-nucleotide messenger RNA. RefSeq lists its product as uncharacterized. Bases 31 to 543 code for a protein of 170 amino acids. The transcript has 4 exons. The record is from RefSeq and is a predicted model, not a curated record. Gene Ontology annotation, biological process: sterol transport. Gene Ontology annotation, molecular function: sterol binding. Lineage: Eukaryota; Viridiplantae; Streptophyta; Magnoliopsida; Fabales; Fabaceae.
UACAAAUGAUGCCAAGUACAGUAGUCACCGAUGUUCACGCGCUCCAUAGCCAUGGCGGUUCACUCUACUUCAACGCUUUACCUUGUUCUCUGCUUAUCAUCCACCGUUUUGCUGCUACUUUCUUCUUCUCAUGCACAAGCUCAGUCCCUCAAAUACUGUGAUAAGAAUGCAGACUAUGCUGUGAAGGUGAGUGGAGUGGAAAUAUUACCUGACCCAGUGGUGAGAGGAGUGCCGUUCACCUUUAAGAUCGCAGCUUAUACUGGUGAACCAAUUCCCAGUGGUGAUUUACUAUAUGAAAUUUCAUAUGCUGGGAUAGAAGGAGAACCUGCUACAUUUCUCCAUGAUCUCUGUGAGGAAGCACCUUGUCCUGUUCCUGCAGGCCACUUUAAGCUUGUUCAUACCGAAUUAUUACCCUCGGUUACCCCACCGGGCACUUAUAAUGUGAAGCUGAACUUUAAGGGUCAGAACGACAAGCUGUUAACUUGCAUUAUCUUUCCCUUCAAAAUCGGUUCUAAAUCUUCAGAGUCUGCAAGUGCUAUGUAGCUGUCCAGCACAAAACUGACCUUAUAAAUGGCAGUUAUGGUUUAGUUCUUAACCCUCCAUGUGAACUAGUGAAGUGCCAUGCUAUGAGUUAUAAAUAAAAUGUUUAUUUCCCCCAA